Molecule: messenger RNA, 2454 nt
Organism: Megalobrama amblycephala (Wuchang bream)
Lineage: Eukaryota; Metazoa; Chordata; Actinopteri; Cypriniformes; Xenocyprididae
Gene: angptl7
Product: angiopoietin-like 7
Exons: 5
Coding region: 195-1217 (340 amino acids)
Source: RefSeq, a predicted model, not a curated record
UCUGAUUCUGAACAGCAGAGAAGAGAGACCAGCCCAGAAAAUUUUCUACACUUUAUUCUAAAGAGUUCUUACAUUUUUCUUGUGCCACUGUCAUCUGACAAACAUUCGACAGAGCAACACAGCCAAGCUUGAUCAGCAUCUCCCUCAAAGCAAGAUUACUCAAUCUUUCUCCGCACAUAAGAAUAACGAAAAGCAUGAAGAUAAUGGCUACAGCAUUGGCUCUUUUACUUGUAGUCCUGGGUCACACAAUGGCUCAGAGUGGCCUCAAGAAGAACUUGGCAACACCCAAACAGGCAAAACCAGCACAAUGCUGUGAUGAGGUGCGCUCCUUGAAGGUCCAGGUGGCCAAUUUGACCAGCAUGUUGGAAGAAAUUAACAAGAAGCAGGAGUCUGAUCUUAUGAAGAUCGUGCGGCAGAUGAUGGAGCUGGAAAAGCUUAACCAGCAGCAAGAGGCCCGUGUCACAGAGGCUGAGAGCAAGUAUUCAGAAAUCUACAAUCAGAUUGAAAUCAUGCAGCUGCAGGCAGCCCAGUCUGCCCCACAGCAGAGCACUUCAGAUGCAAUCUACGAUUGCGCAUCUCUAUACAACAAAAACUACAAAAUUUCUGGAGAGUAUAAAUUACCAAAAGAUGAAUUCCUUGGAACACCUGAACUAAAUGUAUAUUGUGACAUGGAAAACAAUGGUGGUGGCUGGACUGUCAUUCAGAGACGCAAGAUUGGUCUGACAAGCUUCAACCGUGACUGGAAGCAGUACAAGAAUGGUUUUGGUACAAUCCGUGGUGACUUCUGGCUCGGCAACGAACACAUCUUCCGUCUGACCAGACAGCCCACAGUGAUGAGAAUAGAGAUGGAGGACUGGGAGGGUGAGAUACGCUACGCUGAAUAUGGCUUCUUCACACUGAGCAAUGAGAUGAACAGCUACAAGCUUUUAAUCGCCAACUACAGCGGGAACGCUGGCGACUCUCUGCGUUACCACAAUAAUACCAACUUCAGCACUAAGAAUAAAGACAAUGACAAGUGUGUGGACAACUGCGCACAACUUCGCCAAGGUGGAUACUGGUACAACUGCUGCACUGACUCCAAUCUUAAUGGUGUGUUUCACCGCUAUGGGUCACAUACCAAGAAUCCAGAUGGCAUCUCUUGGUAUGGAUGGCAUGGACCAAACUACUCACUGAAACGGGUAGAAAUGAAGAUCCGUCCCCAGAGCUUUGUACCUUAAAGACUUGCCAAAACCAAACUUAUGUUCCUGCUCACCACUAAACCUUGGAUCAACAUAUUCUACAGCUUAAGCUGGCCAAACAUUUCAGGAGGAAUGCAAGUGUUUUAAGAUAUAUGUGAUAAACGAUGUUUGACUGUAAAUUGCAUUUUAUACAAGGUAUUUAUCUCUUAAAUAUUUUAUUUUCUUUAGCCUUUUCUAGAUGAUUUUAUGCACAUGAUUAUUGAGUACAGCAAGACUAAGCAACAAGCUGAUGUAAGCCAUUCACAAAAUAUGUUCAAUUUUGUAAAAUUACAAACAAUUUGACAGUUCAGAGAAAUUAUGGUAAGUUCACUGGUAGAGUAAAAUGAACUCUGUAAAAAGUAAAAUAUUGGAUGAUUAAUAAAUUGUAUUUAAAAAAAAAAAAAAAAAAAAAUUCUUUACCUAAAUUAUGUGUCUGCAUUGGCGCAAAAUGAACUAAAACAGUCAAAAUGGGUAUGUGACAAACAUGAAAGAAAAAAAAAAAUGAAAUACACAAAAACAUUACGAAACAGCAGUGAGAUUUCCUCCAACUAGGAAUACUAAAAGUACUUGAAUGGCCACCCUAUACAUGUGACUUUGUCAAGAUCAGGUCACACAACUAUAGUAGUCAACAUUUGAAGUGGAUCAAAAAAGUUAAUCAAAGUUGUCCCAAGAACUAUGUUGUCCUAAGAAGAAGGUUUUAGGACAACUUUGAUGAAAGGUUUUGAUCCACUUCAAAUGUUGACUACUGUAUUUCAGGGAAAAUAAAAUAGUGAGAGCACUUUAGUUAUGCAGAUAGCAUGGCCAUAAACCUUCAAAAGGCAAACACAAAAAUAAAUAAAGAUAACAUGCAAAAAGCUAAUAAAGAGCAACUAGCAAAGGUAAAUGGUCAAAAACCCAUCAAAAAAACAAACACAGAUAUUAAACUAAAAACAUAAAUCUAUUGAUUCCUUGCAAAAAUACCCAAAACCUGGGUCAACAUGAGCACAUUACGCAUGAUCAUUUUAACUGGUGCAGAAUCUCUGGGCAUUUUGUGAGGUCCAGCUGAGGUUACACUUCCAGGAACUGCAUGAACUUACAUGACCUUUCAAUGCAUUGGAGAACUCCCUGUGCCCAACUGUUUGACACACUUCAUUUCUCUAAGCCAUUCUUCAUGUCAUAUAAGACCUGGCAGGAAACCAUGGCUUAACUUUUUAAAUUGACUACAUUAAUUGAGUUCUUAAUAAAACAUUGAUCUGUA